CCGGCGGCCGGAGGAUUGUUCCUUGCUCCGCCGGUGUCGUGCGCUCGCGAUCCUUGCCGCCGCCGCACGUCGCCCGGGAGGCAGCGGUGGGCAGCGCCCCAGCUCCCGAAAAGCCCAGAUAACGAGGGGCGAAGUAACCGCACCGGCGACAGUAGCGAAUAACGAUACUGAGACACGCGCCCGAGGGCCCCGCGGGGCUGCUCGGCCCAGGGGAGCCCCCGCGCGUUCCCGGGGCUCGCGGGCCGCCCGAGCAGCCGGGCUCGGAGCUGCCCCGGGCGCUGUCCUGCGUCCCAGGCUCGUCCGCGCCGAUCUCAGCCGGGAAUGAGCCUCCCUUGGCCUUCUCCGCUGCUGCUGACUUUCAUCUGCAGGUGGACUUUUAUAAGUAUUUGACUUUACCCAAAAUGUGCAAAGAGGAAUAAUGGAAGCACCUGAAUACCUUGAUUUGGAUGAAAUUGACUUCAGUGAUGAUAUAUCUUACUCAGUCACAUCACUGAAGACCAUCCCUGAACUGUGCCGAAGAUGUGAUUCACAAAGUGAAGACAGAUCAGUUUCUAGCUCGAGCUGGAAUUGCAACGUGUCAGCACUGAUUACAAACACGCAAAAGCCCACAGGAAUCGCGGAUGUGUACAGUAAGUUCCGUCCUGUGAAGCGAGUUUCCCCACUGAAACAUCAACCAGAGACUCUGGAGAACAAUGAAAGUGAUGACCAGAAGAACCAGAAGGUGGAGUACCAGAAAGGGGGUGAUCCUGACCCAGGCCCCCAACCUGAGGAGCUCAGCCCUGGAGAUGGAGAAAAUGGUCCCCAGAAUAAGAGCAGCGAGCCCAGCACCUUGCUGGGGGAACUGGAGCAUUAUGACCUUGACAUGGAUGAGAUUCUGGAUGUGCCUUACAUUAAAUCCAGUCAACAGCUUGCCUCUUUCACCAAGGUGACUUCAGAUAAGAGAAUUUUGGGUUUGUGCACAACCAUCAAUGGCCUUUCUGGCAAAGCCUGCUCUCCUGGAAGUGCUGAGAGCUCACCAUCCAACAUGACACCAUUCUGUGUUCUUUCUCCUGUGAAAAGCCCUCACUUGAGAAAAGCAUCCUCUGUCAUCAGAGACCAGCCAAAGCUCUCCACAGAGGAGUCUGAGAGCUCGCCACCUCUGGUAAAGUGUGGCUCUGCAUAUGAGCCUGAAAACCAGAGUAAGGACUUCCUAAACAAGACCUUUAGUGAUCCUCAUGGUCGAAAACGCGAGAAGGCAACGCCAGACUGCCAGCUCAGGGCCUUCCAUUUGCAGUCCUCAGCCACAGAACCCAAACUAGAAGAGCAGAUUGGGGGUGGGAACUGGACCAGCUCCCAAGGCCCGGAAGAAAGGAGUGAAUAUCUGAAAAAAGUGAAAAGCAUCUUGAACAUUGUUAAGGAAGGACAGAUAUCUCUCCUGCCACACCUCGCUGCCGACAACCUAGACAAAAUUCACGACGAAAGUGGCAACAAUCUCCUACAUGUGGCCGCAUCACAGGGACAUGCAGAAUGUCUCCAGCACCUCACGUCUUUGAUGGGAGAAGAUUGCCUCAGUGAGCGAAAUGCAGAGAAGCUGACUCCAGCGGGCCUGGCCAUCAAGAAUGGUCAGUUGGAGUGUGUCCGCUGGAUGGUGAGUGAAACCGAAGCCAUCGCUGAGCUGAGCUGUUCUAAGGAUUUCCCAAGCCUUAUUCAUUACGCAGGUUGCUUUGGCCAGGAAAAAAUUCUUCUUUGGCUUCUUCAGUUUAUGCAAGAACAGGGCAUCUCAUUGGAUGAAGUGGACCAAGAUGGCAACAGCGCGGUCCAUGUAGCCUCCCAGCAUGGCUACCUCGGGUGCAUACAGACACUGGUUGAAUAUGGAGCAAAUGUCACCAUGCAAAACCAUGCUGGGGAAAAGCCCUCCCAGAGCGCCGAGCGUCAUGGGCACACGCUGUGCUCCCGGUACCUGGUGGUGGUGGAGACCUGCAUGUCGCUGGCCUCUCAGGUGGUGAAGCUAACCAAGCAGCUGAAAGAACAGACAGUGGAACGUGUCACACUGCAGAACCAGCUCCAGCAACUUCUAGAAGCCCAGAAAUCAGAAUCACUCCUUUCCUCACCCAGUUCACCAUCCUCCCCAGCUUCCAGAAGGUCCCAGUGGAAACCUCCAGAUGUGGAUGAUGAGUCUGUAGCCAAAGGCAAACCAGGAGUCCAAGAAGGGAUUCAGGUUCUCGGAAGCCUGUCAGCAUCCAGUCGAGCUAGAGCCAAGGUGAAAGAUGAGGAUUCUGACAAAAUUCUCCGCCAGUUACUGGGAAAAGAUAUCUCAGAGAGUGUCUGCACCCAGGAAAAGCUGUCCUUAGAAUUCCAGGAUGCACAAGCUUCCUCCAGAAACUCAAAGAAGAUCCCAGCAGAGAAGAGGGAACUGAAAUUAGCUCGGCUAAGGCAGCUGAUGCAGCGCUCCCUGAGUGAGUCUGACACGGAUUCCAACACCUCUGAGGACCCCAAGAGCACGCCUGUGAGGAAGGCUGACAGGCCCCGACCACAGCCCAUCGUGGGAAGCGUGGAGAGUGUGGACAGCGCAGAAAGCUUACACCUGAUGAUAAAGAAACACACCUCGGCGUCGGGACGUAGGUUUCCUUUUGGCAUCAAGGCCUCCAAGUCUCUGGAUGGUCAUAGCCCAUCUCCCACCUCAGAGAGCAGCGAACCUGAUGUGGAAGCCCAGUGUCCCGGCUCAGGGACCACUCCCCCAAGCCAGUCCCCGGGAGACCCUACUCAGCCCAGCCCUGACAGCACUGCUGCCCAGAAAGUGGCCAUGAGCCCCAAGAGUGCCCUCAAGUCUCCAUCUUCCAAGCGCCGGACAUCCCAGAACUUGAAACUCAGAGUUACCUUUGAGGAGCCUGUGGUGCAGAUGGGACAACCUAGCCUUGAGCUAAAUGGGGAGAAAGACAAAGACAAAGGCAGGACCCUCCAGAGGACCUCCACAAGUAGUGAAUCAGGGGACCAACUGAAAAGGCCUUUUGGAACCUUCCGAUCUAUCAUGGAGACACUCAGUGGCAACCAGAACAAUAAUAAUAACUACCAGGCAGCCAACCAGCUGAAAACAUCCACGCUGCCCUUAACCUCACUUGGAAGGAAGACCACAGAUGCCAAGGGAAAUCCUGUGAGCUCUGCUAGCAAAGGAAAGAAUAAGGCGGAGAUGUACGGCAGCUGCGUCACCCUCUCUUCUAACCUGCUGACCGAAGAGCCUCUGCGUAACCAUGCACGGCAUAAUGACAUCAGUAGAAAAAUGAAGAAAUCCUACAGCAUACAGCACAAUGCUGAGCCAGAGCCAAAAGAACUCUUCUUGUAAAUCACUUUUUUCUUAUCUCUCAUUGCCACCCUUUGGACACCAUUGGAAAUUUCUGGACUAUCCACUGUGGAAAUAGAAUCAUGAGAACAAUGUCUCACCAGCAGAAGAACAAUAUCAGGAUGCCUUAAAUUUAUAGUAGCAGACUAUAUAAUACACAUUUUUGGGUGAUAUUUGUAUAUAUAUCUUGUUUCUAAAGAAAUGCUGCUUAAAAGCAUGAUUGGGCCAAUGUAUGUUUUUUAAGAUUGGAUUGGUUCAGCUUACCCACACGACGUCCGCCAAGCCACUGGCGCCAUCUUGUCUUUCAUCAGUUGCAUGGGUGUUUGCUAAUGUUGACUGAACUUUUGCUUUCCCAAUACAGUGGGCAGUUUGGGCUCCACUCUUCAAUGAGACCAGGUCAGUGGUAUUGUUUUCUGUCAAGAGUGUUUUUUUCUGUCAUUUCUACUUUUUGUAUAAAGGAAAUAAAACAAUGUUAACAGCACCUAGAAGCUUGGGGUACCUACGUUCCAAUAAGCCUGUGAUGUUCUGCUUUCCAAGGGACCUUGAGCGUAUUUUGAUUGCUGAUAUUUUAUUUCAGGAACAACCUGCCUGAUUUAGCUGUUUUCCCAUAGGGGUGAAAUAAAACAUUCUAGUUUUCAUUAAGUACUAAAGGAUCAGACAAGUAUAUAAAGUAAGUCAAUUCCUUCUGUCUUCUCAAAUCCCGGCGUUGACAUGAGAAAAUACUAAUGACAGCUAAGGAUUCAGCCCCUGCUUGGGUCACUUUUUCUGUCUAGAACACAUUAUGAGACCUGUCUAAUCCCUUUAGGAGACAGUGUGGAGCCUGCCUGGGUUUAUAACAACCCUAUUGUUGAUACAGCCCUUUCAAUCCAUGUAAGCAGUAAGUUCCAGAUGGUUUUGUCCUAUCAUAUAAAAAUAUAUUUCUGUUGAAACUUCAAGAGUUUUAUUUUCAAAGUGUUGGCAUUGCCCCUAAGAGGCCUGUCAGAUUUUAGUUUGGAAGUCAAGUGUGUUCUUACCAGUAGGAGGGAGCCCUGUAUGCUAUUCACAGCUACUGACAGUGUUAACUGCCAUCAAAUGCAAACCAUUCUGUAUCCUGGUGGACAGAAGAGGCCAAGGUACUGAGUUAGCAGGUAAUCUUGCAUAUGUGGGUCAUCUGCACAUGUGGGCUUGACAAGAUGCAAUGAGAUGCAGAAGGGGGACCUAAUAUUCAAGUGCCUUUUAUGUACCAGCCGUGCUUAUGUGGAGAUAUUACUAUUACCAUUUCAUAGCUUAGCAAAUUAAAUUUCAGAAAGCAUAAGUCCUACAUCCAAAGUAAUACUACAUGUAAAUAGCAGAAUUGGCUCUCAUGCAUCAUUCUCACUGGACUAUCCUCUCUGUCCUGCACUGUGCCAUCUCUCUAGUGCAUUACCCACUAGACUAGUACACAGGAAUCAUGAGUUGUGACGUUGGCUCUACUUCUCAAUAACUCUUUGGUCUUGGGCAAGAAACACUGCCUCCUUAAUAAGUCUAGAAAAGGGGGAGACUGGCCUAUAUACAUAUCUAGGAGGUAAGUUCCUUCUGACCUACACAGCAACAUGUCUAGGAAUUCAACCAAUUUGUUCUGUUCUUGUUUGAGUCUUCCGGGUUCCUGUCCUUAGAGCCUGGUGCCCUGUGUGGUUCUGUGUUGCUCAUAUUGUCUGCUCCUCAAAUGAGAUGCCCUAUUCUGUUUUUGGUCCCUUGGCCUCAAGGACCUUCUCUGCUUUUUCAUAUUUCAUUGCUGGGUCCUAGUGUUGCAAUUCUAAUAGAGAAUAUAUGGCCAGCAUGUGUAAAGCCUAGAUUCCUGUGCUCUCUGCUCGGUGCAGAAGAGGUGACCAUGGUGUCACACAUGAGCCAAGCUUUAGGACUUAGUCCUAGAAUGAGGCUUGCAAAGGAAAGGGACCCAGAGAGUGCCCUCUCCAUUCCCCAGAAGCCCUAGCUUUGCUCUGAGACUAGGUUUUUAAACUCAAAAGUUGAAAGGGGGGGGGGGGGCAUUCUGCAGAUUUUAAGAGUCAGAAAAGAGUUCCCAGUUAAAUGUAGCAGAAAAAAACAAGAGUUUGAAAGAAAGAGAUGCCACCUUGACCUAGAAAACUGGCAAUUCUGUUGUUUAUUGACACAAGCAUUUCAGAUACCACAGUACUAAGCCCAGAAGCACAGAGAAUUUUUUAAAGGCAAAAUAGGAAAGUCAAGUAGAUUCAGAUGAGCCAAACUGCCAAGACAAUGCAUUCUGUGUUUAUCGAUGUUGUUAGGACACUAGAAAUGCUGAUCCUUAAAUCACGCAUGUAUACUAUCUUUACCAUCCAAGUUCUUUAUGAAAUGGAUAAAUUAUGCUUGCUUGAAAUAAAUAGAAAUGAUGUGUUCCUUACCACAA
Molecule: messenger RNA, 5699 nt
Organism: Canis lupus familiaris (dog)
Lineage: Eukaryota; Metazoa; Chordata; Mammalia; Carnivora; Canidae
Gene: SNCAIP
Product: synuclein alpha interacting protein
Exons: 12
Coding region: 419-3319 (966 amino acids)
Molecular function (GO): ubiquitin protein ligase binding
Source: RefSeq, a predicted model, not a curated record